GUGGUUCUUUCUCAGGUGUUAACCUCCAUUGGCGAAUGGCCAAUGACUAGGAUUGAUUUGUCUCGUUUUCUGUUGUUUUGGUUUCCUAAGCUUGCGUUCGUAUUCCUCCCCCACCGCCUCCCCUCUUCCCCCACCUUACCACAGCUCCUGGCAAAGAGGAGCUGGCAGUAGGGCAUGCAAAAAGCUGUUACUUUGAAAUUUGAAAGGAGUAUAAGAAGGUGUUAUGACCUUCAUUUCGUUACGAAGAAGCAGAGUUCUGGCUGCCUUCAUGCCAUGGCUUAUUGCAGUCGUGUGCAUACUGCGGCAAAGCUUCCCUGUUGUUGUACGCCAAGGCUGUGUUCGGGCGGGCUCAAGCUGCUCGAGUCCACCGGAUUGGCAAAAGAGUUAUGUUUAUGUGCAGAUGCGUUGUCUGUCAUUUGAUGGUAGGUGAGGAAUUGGUGGGUCUGAGCUGCUCAGAUUGUUGACCGAGUAGGUGGUGAAGGAAGCGAGUCUCCGUGCUCUGUCUGAAAUGAUGUGGUGUUCCGGUUCCUCCUAGAUUGCUGACGGACGCUGGCGAUCGGAGGGACGUUGGGGCAUAUUGCUUGGCUCGAUUGGUUAGAUUUCUUCGGCUGGGGUGUUGUGGAGGGGAGGUUUGAUCUUGGAGAUGUGACCAUAAGCAGUAAAGUAAAAGACAGACUUCUGUGGGAAAGGGUUUUGAAGUCUUCAGGACGAUAGCAGGGAGGUGUGGCUGGAGAAUACGUGGGUUUGUCGAACAGCGAUCCCCCUUCGAGAGAUGACAGGCAUGCAGAGUGUCGGAGAGGCUGCUGCUGAGGUAGGGCAUGCAGGUGGUCCAGAGGAUGCAUGGAAGAGCAGUAGAGGGCUUGGUGGGGGGGUUGCAUUACAGCAAGGCAGUUGUCCAGCACAGGGUAGUCGGAUUGCACCGUUCCCGCAUACAAUGCCCCAUCCCUGGCCGCCUAUGCCGAUUGUGCAGGCCUCUCCUUUUCCUCCUCCUCCGCAGCUUACACAGCCACCUGUCUUCGUGUCGCCCCCUCCAUAUCUUCCUUACUUGUAUCCGGCUGUCCCAGCUCCUUACUAUGUGGCACCUUACACCAACCCAUAUGCUACAUUCCCAGUUCCUCCUCGCUCUGAUGUAGCCGCGCCUUAUCCCUGUACCACUUGGCCCUAUCAGUACACCUAUGCAAGUGGUCUGGAGCCAGCUGUCAACAAUUCUGCCUCUCCUGUUUCAGUUGCAUCGGGGGUGCCGUCAUUUUCGGGGGGGGUUGAUCGGAUGGCGCCAGUGGUGUCGGUGGUUACCUCAUCAGGAGGAGGGCAUGCAAGGAGAGCAGAUGGUGGAACAGCGGGGCCGGCACCAACACAAUCUGAUAUGGUUGUGUCUGAGGAGGUCCACACUGCGUCAAUGGAUAGCCUUCGUCUCAGACUCGAUUGUUCAUUGUCGUAUGCAAGGAAGCGGGGCCGUGAACGACUGGCGGGUCGUCGAUCGCUUUCCAGAAAGCAAGAGCAACCAACUCUGUCCACAGAAAUGACCGACGAGGAUCGGCGGAAGCUACUGUCUGCACCGGUUGACCAGUGGGUUGAUUCCACGUAUGAGGCUGCACUUCGGUUCAUGAAUGUGAAGCGAAGGCCAAGGUCGUUAUCGAGGCAGGAAGAUGCCUCUCAGGGGAAAGUAAAAGCAGUUGAGAGCUCUGCAUCAGUGCGCAUGACCACUCGGGAACGAGAGGCUUCGAGCAUCGAUGUGGCGGAGUCGUUAUGUUGUCGCAGUUUUCCAAAAGUAGCCACCGUGGUUUACCAAAAUGGGAAUGAGAGGCAAUGUGACGGGUAUAGAAUCUCCGCAGUCCACAGAGAUCUGAACAAGGUAGCAGAGCAAGAGACAAGUGGAUGUGGGACAACAAGGAGUCCCACAGCAGACAGUGAGGUUGCCCUCGUCCAGCAUGACCUUCAGGACAGUGGCUGGCCUGCCAUUCUAUCUCACAAGGACAACCGAAAGUCGUGCAAGGGAGGCACGGGCCAGGUCAGCUGUGAGAGUGUCACAAGCUCACAGGCCGAAAUGCUGAGCAAAGGAAUGAGUGACAGGAGCAGGAUCAUCUGCAGGGAGCUCUUGGGAGGGAGGAGCACGAAGAGCGUCAAGUGGAUUCAAGAUGGUGUAGUGGCUGGAGAGGUCUGGCCCAGGCCCACAACACAAGCAAGCUAUGAUGGAGAUGGCGGUAGCUCCCUCUCUCAGUCCUCCGUUUCGGGCCAUAUGGAGGGAUGGCCUGACGACUGGCGACGCGGUUGGGCGCAACCUGAUGCAGUGAAGGCUGUCGUUUGGGGAGCGGAAUGCUCAGCUGGAGCCGACAAAACACGGAUGAACUCGACGACGACCGGGAAGAGUGGGUCCGAGCUCAUCAACGUAGAAGCUGAUGACAACACGAUGUGGAGGGUUUCGGUUUGCGAAAGGGGCCCAAGUCCCCCGAAAAGGAGGACAGAUACUAAUGGUUUGACCAGAGAAAGAGAAGAAGCAGGCAAAGCACACAAUAAGGGGGAGGUGGUUAAUGAGAGAGAGGAGGGGGUUGUUGACAUUGCAUGGGGGUCCAUGACCGGGAGGAAGUUUCGCCCAUUUGACUGCCAGGGUGCAGAGGAUCGCCAGACAAAGCCAGAGGUGAUAUCCGUGGAUGAUGACGACGACAAUGACGAUGAGAGUAACAACGGCAAAGUAUGCAGCGAUAGGGGUAGCUCUCUUGAGUGCGAGGACACACGCAAGUCUCUGAACGGCCGAGGGAUGGGAGUGGUUGAGGAUAGUUGUGGACCGGACGAGAGUCGCAAGCUCAUCUUCCAGAUGCUACUCAAGAAACCUCUCUGCGACAGGAUUUCGUCCGAGGAGAGCAAGGCGGCACUUGCGGUCCCCAAGUGUUCCGCUUCUGCCACAGCAGCAGGAGGAGGAGCAGUACUGGGGUUGUUCAGGCGUGGGGAGACUGGCCCACAACGCUUCGACAUGAACUGCACCGAGAAUCUGAGGGAUGACGCGGGAUGCCCGUUACCCGCGAGGUCCUAUGAUUCUGACACGGGCUUGGGGUUUGCACGCUGUGCAUGAGCCGUAGCCGUAGCCAGCCGGUCGUGCAAUGCUGUGUAGGAAAGACUCCGCAUGAUGCAACUGUGUGUCAAUGCAUUUCGGAGCUUAUGGGCCUCGCUCCACUACUCUGCACAUGCACAAAGGACAAAAAUUCUGAGAAUGUAUAAUACCAUGUUCUAGCAGAACAUUCAUUCUCAUUUUGCACAUUUGGUGAGUAGUGGAGCAAGGCCCUAUGGCUUUGUUCCGCUGUCUCAGAAUAGCAUGGAGCGACGCCGUUUCAUUUCAGCCGUUGAUGUGAAGAUGAAUCUACCAACGAUCGCAGCCGUUCGUUUCGUUUGUUGGUAGAGCAGUGGAACUGUCCCCGUAGUCGACGAGGACUACCGACUUAUCGCUCUUGCACUGACAUAAUGGAGCACCUUGUGAGCCCUUAUCUUUACACUUGCCAGCGGCGUGACGGCUUUUCUGUUCAGCACCGAGGAAGAGUAGCGCAUGUAGACCCAACCUGAUGCUGCCAGGCUAGUGGUUUGGAAGGUUGCUAUUUGCUCACUUUGCAUCUGGGCAGGAAGGAGUCCAGUUUGAAGUUUCUUCUGCCACUGUAAAUGUGACAUCCUAUGUUUCUCAAAUCAUCGAGAUGGGGCUAUGGCCUUCUGAAAGCCCUUUCAUGGACUGAAACUUGGGUUGUAUUUUACAUCAUCAUGCUGUGUUUCUCGAAUUGUAGGAAGGGGGCGAGUUGACACUUUACGGCCUUCUGAAAGCCCUCUCUCUCAUAGAGUGGAUCUUGGGCUUUCCAUCCUAUGCUUCGUUUGUGUACAGCGUCCCCCACCCACUCUUUUGCUGAUCUGAUCAGCUUGUAUUGUGUCCAGAAGACUUAUUAAUGAACUCUGCCUCUGAUCACACCGGUUGAUUCUCGAUUCUUGUUGAAUCGUGUUGUGAGCAACGGGUGUUUAGAGAUAGCCAGGGCAUCGAGCAUAUGCAGAGAGAGGGGAGCAAACGACCAAGUAACCAAUCGUUGUAAUGGGGGAUGGUCUCGUCUUCGAUCUAUAAUAGAGCAUCAGCUAGCUGGCCCCUACGCUGUUUCUUCAUUUCAUCUCCUCCUGGACUUCCAGCAUGCCGGAAGUCCGAUCGGUACCUGCGGAAUCCUAUCGCACGGCCAUUACCGUGGCAAUCUGCCCAAUCCCGCUUUUCAACUGUGUUCCUCUGACCAACAACAGCUUCACGAAUCGGCAUAAGGUCUAUAUAUUUCCAGUUGGCUCAAAGGGGCAGUGCUCGGUCCAACAAAUGCAAGUCGAGUCGCAGUUGUUUGAGUCUGCGGCACGAUCCUCCCAGCAAGCUGCCAAAUCCUAUCGGCAUCUGUGGAACCUACCAGGGCAUGCUGCCAAAUCCUGCUUUUCAAGUGUGUUUCUCUGAUGUACGACAGCUUUGCAAAUUCAGCAUGAGGUGUACUUCCAGUUGGCUCGAAGGGACAGUGCUUGGUCGUACACCGCAAGUCGAAGUUGUGGGAGUUGUUGCGAUCGUCCCAGUUUGAGGCAGUUGUCGCAGUUGGUUGAGGCAGUCAUCGCGAUCGUUGCAGCUGUGGCAGUCGUCGUGAUCGUCGCAGUUGUGGCAGUCGUCGUGAUUGUCGCAGUUGUGGCAGUCGUACAACGCAAGUCGAAGUUGUGGGAGUUGUUGCGAUCGUCCCAGUUUGAGGCAGUUGUCGCAGUUGGUUGAGGCAGUCAUCGUGAUC
This is a messenger RNA of Chara braunii, 4769 nucleotides long. The record is from the annotation of a GenBank genome assembly. Lineage: Eukaryota; Viridiplantae; Streptophyta; Charophyceae; Charales; Characeae.